AUGCACGUGGAAUGCUGUGGCGGGCAUUUCUGGCUGUACAUAGUCCUAAUUCUUGGCCUCGUCACGUUCUCUGGACUCAUGUCUGGUCUGACGCUAGGCCUCAUGUCGCUCGGCCUGGUAGACCUAGAGGUCCUGCAGCAAAGCGGGUCGGAAUUGGACAAGAAGCACGCAGCUAGAAUACUCCCGGUGAUGAAGAAGCCACAUCUGCUGCUGUGCACUCUCCUCAUCGGGAAUGCUCUUGCCAUGGAGGCCCUUCCAAUAUUCUUGGACGCGCUCGUGCCUUCAUGGGCCGCCAUUCUUCUCUCGGUCACUCUCAUCCUGCUCUUUGGCGAGAUUAUUCCUCAAGCCGUGUGCUCGCGCUAUGGGCUGGCAAUAGGAGCUACUCUGGCCCCUCUUGUCAAGAUUCUCGUGCUGCUCUUCUACCCCAUCGCCCUCCCCAUCAGCAAGCUACUGGACCUCGUGCUGGGAGCGAGCAACGAGCCGCUGUACCGCCGCGCAGAGCUCAAGGCCUUUGUCAACAUGCACGCAAAGAUGGAGGGCAGGGGCGGUGACUUGACAGUGGACGAGACUACGAUCAUUAGUGGUGCGCUGGAGCUCGCAGGGAAGACGGUGGCCGACGCCAUGACGCCCAUCCACCACGCCUUCUCGCUCAGCGUCGACACCAAGCUCGACCUGGAGACGAUGCAGCAGCUGAUGAAGAGAGGCCACAGCCGGGUGCCCGUGUACCACGGCUCUCCUAACAACAUAAUCGGAUUGCUGCUCGUGAAGAAUCUCAUAUCGCUCCACCCAGAGGACGCCACUCCGAUUCGCAAAGUCCCGAUUCGCCGAAUUCCAAGAGUGCAAGCCUCCCUGCCCCUAUACGACAUGCUCAACGAGUUCCAGCGAGGCCACUCGCACAUGGCCGCUGUCGUUGCUCCCGCUCGCACUCACUCCCAUGCCAACCCCUCCGCUGCUGCUACCACAACAACAGUCGCUACCACCACCUCUGGCACCAUCGCCACCAUCACUGCGAGUGGCAGUACCCGCGCCACUUCAACGACUGUUACGGUCCCUCUUGGUGGUGUUACCAGCACUACUGCUACGACCGUCAGCGCUGGGAGUCCCAUCACUAGUGCCAGCAGCACCUGUGUGACCAACACGCCCGACUUCUCCCCCUUCGCCUCCCCUCCUUCCGCCUUCCUUCUCUCCCGUUUUGCGGCAACUAAUACUGCUAGUGCUUCCGCCAGUGCUGCUGCUGCUACCGCUGCUGCUGCUGCGGCUGCUGCUGCUGCUGCCCCCAGGGGUGGCAUAUCACGUUCACAUCACGAGGCAACCAACCUUCUGAGUGUUACUGGAAAGGGCGUUGACGAGGGUGCCACUGCCAAUGACAGCUGCUGUACCACAAACGAGCCAACCAGGAGGCAAUCUCUCGAGCCGUUGCUCUGCACCGGAAUGCCAUGGGAUCCAGUUUCGGCUGCACCGUCCCAACCAGCAGUAGCACUAGCCCCAGGGAUUUCCACCAGUGACUUAGCAGUUCCGAGGGGCCAUGCAGAAGGGCUAUCAGGGCCCACGAUCCGUGCGCAACAGUUGACUGCUGCCUCUGUUUCCGCUGCCCUUACAGCCAGGCAGCAGAGGGAUGGCAAAAGGUUGCUGCUCGAUGUGCAUCAAAGGCAGGGCAGUCGUCCGAUGGCUGGUUCGGGAGGGAGGAAAGGUGUGUUCCGCAGUAGUGUUGCGGCUGCCGACAUGGCAGUUGAUGUUUCUCAGCUCGAAGCAGCUGCUGGUGUGGGGAGGAAGCGGCGGAGGAGGAAAGAUGGUGGAGAGGGGAAUGGAGCUGGUAACGCUGUUACGGGGAGUGACGGCAAUGGGUUGGGGUUUAGGGGCGAAGAGGCUGAGGAAGUGCGAGCAGGGGUAGGGGAGGAGAGGAGUCUUAUAGGUGGUGGGGAGGGACCCGUUGGGCAGACAGUAGAUGUGGAGGCUGAGGGGAGGGGGGAGGAGGCUAGGCGUGCACAGCCAGGAGGUUGGCAAGAGGAGGAGGAGGAGGAGGAAGAAGGGGAAGAGGAGGAGGGAGAGGAGGUGGUGGUGGGGAUAAUAACGAUGGAGGAUGUAAUAGAGGAGUUGUUGCAGGAGGAGAUAUUGGACGAGACAGACGUGAACCUGCUCAUGCACCGAUGCGUUAAAGUGCCCUCCUCCACGGGUCACACUCCUGGAGACACGUCUGCACGCACGUCUGAUCACGCUCCUGGAUACGCUGCUGAGUGCAGUAGCGGACAUGUAACGGAGAGAACUGGUGUCCUUGGGGAUGGGCGGAGUGAGAGCCUUAACGGGCGGCGGCGGUACGUGGUGACGAAUAUACGGCGGGACAAGCUGAGCAAGGGCAGCGAGGGCGUGCCGGCGUGGAACGAGGGGUGGAACCGCGACGAGCAGCAGCAGGGCUCCAAGCACGCGCCGCCCAUCAGUCCGCGCGUGGCUCUCCGCUCCCUCAUCACUACCGUCAAACACGCCGCCGUCGCCACUGCCGCCAUCACCACAAUCACCACCAGCGCCAGCGCCAGCGUGAGCGCCAGCGCGAGCGGCGCCAUCAGCGCGAGCUCUAGUGGCGCGGGCUCCCCCGCCAGUGCUGCGGCCGCGGGCUCCGCCGCCGCCGCUGCUGCUGCUUCCGCUAGCGGCGCAGGGGGGACGGGGUCGGGGGCGGGGGCGGGGGAGCAUCAGCAGCGCGGGUACAAGUACUCCGCGUCGUUUUCGCGCUACUCUGAGGAGCGCAAGGCGCCGCCGCCGCGCUCGCUCUCCGCCUCCUCCUCCGCCUCCUCCGCAUCCGCGCCUGUUGCCACGAGCGCCGCGGAAGCGCGGGCGGCGGAGAUGGGGAGGGCGGGGGCGGCGGAGCACGGGCGGGAGAGGCAGCGCGGAGGCGGCGCAGCGGGACGAGCAGUGGCGGGUAGCGCGUUUUCGAUGGAGGAGAUGGAGCGAGAGUUUGAGGAGAUCGAUGAGUUCGAAGCACAGCUCAGUGCCAUCACUUCGGUGACCCGUCCACGUGUCACGGACACUCCGUCUCUCCCCUCCUCUGCUGCACCAACCAUCAACCCCAACCACACCCCGCCUAGCACUAACAUACCCCCACCCACCCAUACAACCACCGUGCUUGAUCCUCAACUCAUAUCACCGCCUCCCUCUCAGCCUCCUGUUCCUCUCGCCACACCCUCUCACCGCCCCUCCAUCCCUCCUCUCCUCUCCCAUCCGCCCUCGCCCCCUUCUCCCCCUCUGUCCGCGCCCCCACCUCUUUCUUCCGCUGCCCUCGCGCUGGUCCCUUCUGCUCCGUCCGCUGGCACCACUUGUGCCCCCCCCGCUUCCACUGCACCCCCUGCUGCGCUCCCCUCCCCCGAGCCCCCUUUUGCGCGCCCCUUCCCUGAGCCCCCUGUGCUCCCUUCCUCCGAACCCCCUGCUGCGCGCCCCUCUUCCGAGCCCCCUGCUGCGCGCCCCUCCCUCGAACCCUCUGCUGCGCGCCCCUCCCACGAACCCUCUACGGCGCAGCCUCCCCUUGAGCCCUCUGCUGCGUACGCCCCCCUGGAACGCAUGGGUGCAGGCCGAAGGGGCACAGCCAGGGGGAGGUGCAUGGGGAUGACUCGCAGGGACAGGGUCAGGGACAGGAUGAGAAGAAGGGCCUGUGGAGAUUGGAUGUGUGGCGCAAGCUCCUCUCGCCUACCACCCCCACCUGACAGCACGCCAGCUAGCACUGCGCUAGCAUCAUUGCGGCUCCUGCUGUACGCUGUUGAAACGGCAUGA
Molecule: messenger RNA, 3756 nt
Organism: Closterium sp. Yama58-4
Lineage: Eukaryota; Viridiplantae; Streptophyta; Zygnematophyceae; Desmidiales; Closteriaceae
Source: the annotation of a GenBank genome assembly